UUCUUGAGGGCGCGACGUGACAUCUAUGAACCAAACUGGGUGAAGACUUCGAACAACCCUGAGGAGGAGUUCACCGUUGUCGACUUAGCAAUGGCGGCUUAUCAAAUAUCACGUGGUAUGGAAUUCCUUGCUUCAAAUAAGUGUGUUCAUCGCGAUCUGUCGGCGCGCAAUGUACUUGUGGAACAGGAUUUCAUCAUGAAGAUCUGUGAUUUUGGUCUUGCACGUGACAUUGAUAAAGAAGAUCUGUAUGUAACGACAACCAGCGGACUGUUGCCWAUCAAGUGGAUGGCUAUGGAGUCGCUGAUUGAUAGUGUAUAUUCUGAAAAAAGUGAUGUAUGGUCAUUUGGGAUCGUCUUGUGGGAGAUCUUCACUCUUGGUGGAAAUCCYUACCCUGCUCUACAAACGGAACAACUGCUAGACUAUUUAAGAGAGGGUCGACGAAUGGAGCAGCCUGAGAAUUGUCCUCCUGAGAUUUAUCAAAUUAUGAAGGACUGUUGGUUGSAGMUUCCGGAAGAGAGACCUCAAUUUGUGGACAUUGCUGAGAGAUUAGCUACUGAAAUGGAAAAGAAUAUUUCUGAGGACAACCCAUGCAUUUGUUUAGUAAUUGAUGAGCAAACAGGAGUAAAAGAUUAUUAUCUUAACCCUUGUGCUACACAAGGAAAGGAAACAGCUGAUGGUGAUGAGGAUACUCUUCCAAAUUCACGUCCGGACACAAUUGAUAAAUAUGAUUCGCCAUUAGUAAGUCUCCUCCCAGCAGCAAAUUCUCUUGAGUGCGAUGGUGCCACAGACUUCCUUCCCAGCAUACCACAAUUUAUGAAAGAGGCAACACAGACUACGAAGAAACUGCUGCAGGACCAAGCCAACGUAGCAAUGAAAACUGCACUGGAAACAUUGAAAAAGACAGCAGAGUGUGUCGAAGAGAGCAUAGACGACUUAUAGAGUGCAUGAAAAUGUUAUUAUGUUAUUAUGUUACUCGUCCUUACCAGACAACUGGCAGUGAAGGGGAAACCAGGUUAAACUGGUAGCAGUUUUCAAACCAUCCAAGCCGCCAACUCUUUUUCGAGGAAGAACAUUUGAUGCAGCUGUAGGUCAUAGAAUUUAAAAUUCUGAGAGCUCACUGUACAAAAAAUAAACCUCCAACCAACUAUACAUUUUAAAGAUCACAAGAGGUCAACAAAGAUUGAACAAAAUUUGUGAAGUUUUAAUCACCGUUUUUGGGAAGAAAUUUUACAGUAUUGCGACAUCUAUUUACAAUUAUUAAGCACUGGAUAAACCCACUGCUUAUCAAAWAAAUGAUUAUUAUAUAACAUAUCUGCGAACUAUACAAUUAAUACUUUACSAAAAUGGUCGCCAUCUUGUCGAAUUAUGAAUACCUCCAAUGUGUACAAGUUCUCACAUGAAUAUAUAGAUCUUAUUUGAAUGAAAUAAUUUAAUGUUUUGAAAAAGCAACUACUUUCCGUGCUAACAUCAAAAUGUACUUCUCUAUUAGAUCUGU
Molecule: messenger RNA, 1495 nt
Organism: Exaiptasia diaphana
Lineage: Eukaryota; Metazoa; Cnidaria; Anthozoa; Actiniaria; Aiptasiidae
Product: fibroblast growth factor receptor 3
Exons: 5
Biological process (GO): cell surface receptor protein tyrosine kinase signaling pathway; protein phosphorylation; multicellular organism development
Cellular component (GO): signaling receptor complex
Molecular function (GO): ATP binding; transmembrane receptor protein tyrosine kinase activity
Source: RefSeq, a predicted model, not a curated record